UGGCAACRCUCAAACACAAAGCAAACGUGAGCUCUAUCCAAAAAAAUAAAUUUGUAGAAGUGUGAGGAAAAGGAUUAAUAUUUUGCRGACAAAAGCUUCUUUGUUUUGUUUGUCGAAUAUAGUUGGAGCAAAGUGUAGUGAUACAAAGGAUCAAAGSCAGGACAUUCACUUUAAAAUCUACAUCGUCUUACUAAACAUCUUGUGUAAAGGGCCACUGUAAAUUUUUGCUUUAACAAUGAAUAAACGAAAUAAUAUUCGUCUACCCCCUGAAGUAAAUCGUCUGUUAUACGUGCGAAAUUUGCCUUAUAAAAUCACAUCGGAUGAAAUGUAUGACAUUUUUGGCAAAUUUGGAGCCAUAAGACAAAUUAGAGUUGGUAACACACCUGAGACGAGAGGAACGGCCUUUGUUGUCUACGAAGAUAUUUUUGACGCCAAGAACGCUUGUGACCAUUUAUCUGGAUUUAAUGUCUGUAAUCGUUAUCUUGUUGUCUUGUACUACCAAUCUAAUAAGGCAUUUAAACGGCUCGAUGUGGAUAAAAAACAAGAAGAGCUUAAUAACAUAAAAUCAAAAUAUAAUCUAAAGACUCCAGAGGCGCCUUAGGUCCAGUCUUUCAGGAGAUUGUGGGAGGGAAUUACCUUAAACUUAAUAUUUCAAAUCGUUUUAACAUUUUUAAUUUAAUUUUGUAAAUUUCUUACAUUAUUUUCUUCUAAAAAAAAA
Bactrocera latifrons is the source of this 718-nucleotide messenger RNA. RefSeq names its product splicing factor 3B subunit 6-like protein (gene Sf3b6). NCBI's taxonomy places the organism in Eukaryota, Metazoa, Arthropoda, Insecta, Diptera, Tephritidae. The record is from RefSeq and is a predicted model, not a curated record. Gene Ontology annotation, molecular function: mRNA binding. Gene Ontology annotation, cellular component: ribonucleoprotein complex; cytoplasm; nucleus. The transcript is spliced from 3 exons. Bases 236 to 601 code for a protein of 121 amino acids.